Messenger RNA from Blepharisma stoltei, 477 nucleotides. Lineage: Eukaryota; Ciliophora; Heterotrichea; Heterotrichida; Blepharismidae. The record is from the annotation of a GenBank genome assembly.
AUGAUGCCAGAUGAUGACGGCCUCAGUGAUCUUCCUACAAAAGAUACAAGGAAUAAGCACCGUGGCUAUGCAUCAGGUGAUCACAACAAGCGUACCAAUACCAAAGAAAUCCGAGUCCGUCAAGAAAAAAUGCAAAAUCGCCUGGAGCAAAGCGAAAUGAUGGCAAACCCCAAAGCAGCCAAAGCUGAAGCUGACAAUUUCGAAGAACUGCAAAGGCAGCAUCAAAAAAAGCUUGAACAAGACCAAAAAAAGAAAGAGCAAGCACAACGGCGAGAAGAAAAUAAAAAUUUAUAUGACCAGGACUUAAUCAAUAUAGUAGCAGGGUCUGUGCCUACUGAUUUACAAGGGAAAAAAGCUAGAAUAUACAACCAAAGAGUAGAAUCAGUCCAAAAUCAUUCUCAGCAGCAAGGAAAGCCAAAAAUCAACUCGAACCAGAGAGCAAGCUUACUUCAGUUCAUGCAAAAUAAUUUGAAGUAA